UAUGCUGACGUUUUACUAUUGCUAAUUAUAUGUGUAUUUAUUCCGAAAUUCAACUUCGAUUCUUCAUUUUUUUUCCUUGAAAUUGGGGGGGAAUGGAGUAUGUGGGGAGAAGGGUGAAGAAGGAGUUCCUAGGGCACCGGACGCUCUUCGGUGUGGUUCAAUCGUACGAGCAGGCGACUAGGUUUUUUAAGAUCGUGUACGACGACGGUGAUUCCGAGGAAUUGGAUUUUUUGGCCGUCUCUUCGCUGUUGGUGUCCACUGAGCCUCCGCCGCCACCGGAGCCGCCUGCCAGGAAACGGGGGCGUAAGCCGAAGAAGCGACCCCGCAUUGGUAAUAAAGGUAAUUGUAAUGAUGAUUCAGCUGUUGAGAGUGGGGUUUGUGAUAAUUCUGUAGUUAGGGAAGGGGAUUCGGGGGAGUUUGACUUGAAUUUGAAUGAUGGACUGGAUUUGAACGAUGCUGCUGCGGUGAAUCAUUUUGGUGAUGAUGAUCAUGGGGUCAAUGGUGUUGGGGAUGGGGCGACGCUGAACGGGUUGGAUUUGAAUGAGGGGGUGAAUUUAGAAUUGGAUGAGGGAUCGCGUCUGGAUAUGGAUAAAGAAGUUACUGAUCGAGUAAAGAAAGAAAUGAUUGACUUGAACUUGGAUGCAAGUGAGGAUCCUGAGAAUUUGAGUGGUGCAAGAGAAGAGGGAAAGUUUGACUUGAAUUUACAGUUAAUGGAGGAUGAGGCUAGGACUUCGGAAGUUUGUGAGGGGAAAUAUGAAACAAAUGGAACGGUUCGUGAGGGGAAAUUUGAAGCAAAUUUGGAGGUGGAUGAUAGUAAGGGAGUUCCAAUGGAUGUGGUUGGGGACCAGGGAAAUUUUAUAGAAAAUAUUCAGAAGAGUGAAGAUGCCUCAUUGAAGAAUUGUGCUACUGAGGUUGACAAUGAAAAUUUUACUCCAGUAAGUCAUCAGAGGAAGACAAGGGGUAGAAAGAGAAAGGAUGCACCAAAUAACAACGUUGUGUUGGCUGCACCCGAGUCUCCAAAGGAGGAUUCUAGAACUGAGAAUGUGAAACUAGAGUUGGAAAGUAAAGACGAAACCCCGCUAAAAGACGGUAAUGUUUCAGUUGAUUAUGAUAACGGAAUUUCAGAAACUGCAGUGAGAGGGAGAAGAGGUAGGAAGAGAAAAGAGGUACUAAAUAAUGAUAUUACCUUGCCCACGCCAGAGACAGGAUUGAGAAGAAGCAGCCGUAGAGCAAAAAGAGCUGAAUUUUCUGAUCUAGAUCAAGCUUUUGACUUGUCAGGGUUGGAUGGCAUUAAUCAUCAGUUGUCAUCUCCAUCAAUUAGCGCCAUAUCUGAUGAAAAGAUUGUGAAGCCGGCUCGUAGAAAAUCCGUGAAUCAUGAUUUCCUUCCGCCAAAAGUGGAGUUGCCCCCUUCUUCUUGCAACCUGGAUUUAGCGGGAGUUUCGGUGUUUGAUUUUGUUUCUGUUUAUGCGUUUUUGAGGUCAUUUAGUACUUUGUUGCUUUUAAGCCCCUUCGAACUGGAUGAUUUUGUGGCAUCUGUUAAAUGUAAUGACUCGACAACAUUGUUCGACUACAUUCAUGUUUCCCUUCUAAGACCACUACGAAAGCAUUUGGAGUCUCUUUCUGAAGAAGGUUCUGUGUCUGCAUCUGAUUGCCUCAGGUCUCUUAAUUGGGAUCUUCUCGACCUGAUCACAUGGCCAAUGUUUGUGGUUGAGUAUCUGUUAUUGCACAGUCCUGGGAAUAUCCCUGGUUUAGAUCUUUGUCAAUUGAAGUUGUUUCAGAACGACUUCUAUAAAAUGCCAGCUUCAGCGAAAGUUGAGAUACUGCGGCAUCUUUGUGAUGAUGUAAUGGAAGUGGAAGCGUUCAGGUCAGAGCUAAACAGAAGGAUGUUAGUAACCGAUCGCCACACAGAUUUGGAGCGUAAUGCAAAAGUAGACAGCUCCAGAAAAAGAAAGGUUGCAAUAGAUGUUGCUAGUGAUUCAUGCAUUAAAGAAGAGAAUGACGAGGAAUCUGCAGAUUGGAAUAGUGAUGAAUGCUGUCUCUGUAAGAUGGACGGAAAUUUAAUAUGCUGCGACGGCUGCCCAGCAGCAUUCCAUUCAAGGUGUGUUGGGGUUAUCAGCAGCCUGUUGCCUGAGGGUGAUUGGUACUGUCCUGAGUGUGCGAUCGAGAAGGAUAAGCCUUGGAUGAAAGUGGGAAAGUCAAUUCGAGGGGCAGAACUGUUGGGGACUGAUCCUUAUGGACGGCUAUUUUAUAUCAGCUGUGGUUACCUGUUGGUGUUAGAGUCAUGCAGCAACGAGUACUCAUUUUGUUCCUACGAUAGAAAUGACUUACCUACCCUAAUUGAAGCACUGGCGUCAUCACCAUUUAUAUAUGAGACGAUAAUAAAUGCUGUCUGUAAGAAUUGGAAUAUAGUUCGUGGGACCGAUAAUAAUUUGGUCACUCGUUCCUGCUCGGUACAGUCAGGUUUUCCUGACAAAAGGCAACUGCCCAUGCCCAAUAUUCAUCCGACAUCAUCAGAGACUCUUAACAAGGACGAUGUUUUUGCUGAAAAAAGGUCUGACGAGAAGUCUAUGGUGACUAUCAAUUCCUGUAAUACAGAACUUGAAAAUUUAGAUCACGCUGCUGCAGUGUUGGAGGCUGGCGAUCAUGGAAUGAAGAUGGAAAAUCAUUUGGCAAGUUCUGAAGGAUCGGGUGAAGUCUCUCAGACGUUCAUAAAGACUGGUACCUUAAAGGAAAGUGAUCCAGAUUUGUCGAAAAGAUGCCCGGAGAAUCCUUAUGAAUCUCAUAUUCCAGGGAAUCUUGUGAGUGCUGAGAAAGGGAAGGAUCUGAAUUUGGAAAAUCAUAGCUAUGCGCCAUACACCACAAAAUCUACUGGAAUUUUGCCUCAAGUGCAUUGUGGAAUGAAUUAUGUCAACUGUUAUGAUUCUGCUCGACCAGCAUCGUCAUUUUAUGAAGAAUGGAAUGGUAAAUCAUCAGAUAAGACCUCUGAAAAUGCCCCAAUAUCUGUUGAACAAUUUGUAGGACGACAGCUGAAGGUUGUAUUAGAUAGGUUUGCUCAUUUUUCUUGGUCAAAUAUUCAAAUUUCAAAUAUAAACUCAAGGAAAGAGGGAUGUGGGUGGUGCUUCUACUGUAGAGUUCCUGAAGAGGACAAGGACUGCCUUUUCAUUAUGAAUGAUAGUAUUCCAGCUGUACAAAACUUUACGUCAGACAUUUUAGGAAUUCAGUCAAGAAAACACAGGAAGAACCAUCUUAUUGAUGUCAUGUGCCAUAUUAUAUGUAUCGAAGAUCAUCUACAGGGUCUUCUGCUGGGCCCAUGGUUAAAUCCACAUUAUUCCAUGCUUUGGCGUAAAGCUGUUCUUGGGGUGGACGACAUUGCUCCAUUGAAAAAUUUGCUGCUCAAGCUAGAGUCGAAUUUGCAUCAGCUAGCACUUUCUGCUGACUGGCAAAAGCAUGUGGAUUUUGUUGCUACAAUGGGAUCUGCUUCUCAUAUUGUCAGCAGUUCUGCACGAGUGUCUUCAAAACAUGGAAUUGGCAGGAAAAGUAUCAAGAAUUCUGAUGUGGAGAGGACCCCAUCUUCAAAUGCUGCAAAAGGGCUGAGCCUAUUCUGGUGGAGGGGUGGAACGAGUUCGCGUAAGCUCUUCAAUUGGAAAAGUUUGCCUCGCUCUUUGGCAUCUAAGGCGGCUCGACAAGGUGGAUGUAAGAAGAUACCAACCAUACUAUACCCUGACAAUGGAGACUAUGCCAAACGAACCAAAUAUGUUGCCUGGAGAGCUGCGGUUGAGUCAUCAACAAGCGUGGAUCAGCUUGCUCUCCAGGUUAGGGAGCUUGAUGCCAAUAUUAAAUGGGACGAUAUUGGGAAUAACAACCUUCUCUCGAAGAUCGACAAGGACUCAAAAAAGCCUGCAAGGUCAUUUAAAAAGGUUGUAAUCCGCAGGAAGUGUUCUGAGGGAGCAGUGGUCAGGUAUCUUCUGGAUUUUGGCAAAAGAAGAUUUAUCCCUGACGUUGUUCUUAAACAUGGGUCCAUACUUGAAGAUUCCUCUAGCGCAAAGAAGAGAUAUUGGCUAGAGGAGUCUUAUGUUCCAUUGCAUCUCUUGAAAGCUUUUGAAGAGAAAAAAAUUGCUCGUAAAUCCAAUCAGAUGAAGUCUGGAAAUCUUUGUGAGAGCAGUGGGAAAUUGAGAAAGCCCUUCAAGGAUAAAGGAUUUCAAUAUCUUUUCGCAAGAGCGGAAAGGUUAGAAAAUUAUCAGUGUGGGCAUUGCAAGAAAGAUGUUCUAAUCAGGGAAGCAGUCAGUUGCCAGCAUUGCAAAGGCUUUUUCCAUAAAAGACAUAUUCGGAAAUCUGCUGGAUCCGUAACCACUGAGUGUACGUAUACUUGCCAUAAAUGCCAGAGUGGGAAGCUUGUGAAAGUUGAUACAAGGGAGGGGAUAUCCGAGUCCUCAAAACUUAAGAAGUCAUUCCACUCAAGGAAAGGGAAAAAAAAGGGGAAAGAGAAGCCAAAAGUGAACCCUAAAGGUAGAAAAGGAGUUCCUCUGGUUGUACCUUUGCGACGUUCUGCUAGAAAUGCUGCACGCGUUACAAAGCUAGCUUUGAAGAAUACCAAGGUAAAGAAACGCAAGAGGGGGAGAAAAGCUAAAGCAGAAAAGGUCAUACCUAAGAAGUCUAAAAAUAAGAGUUUGAAGAAUAAGAGGACACCUGUUAAUAGCAGUUACUGGUUGAAUGGUCUACAAUUUUCAAGAAGACCAAAUGAUGAAAGGUUGGCGCAUUUCAGGAAUCGAAUGCUUCUUGUGCUUUCUGGAGAGGUGACUUCCUUCCAGGACAAACCAAAAUGCAGUCUCUGCAGCGAAGUGGAACACAAAUCUGUGCUGAAUUAUGUGUCUUGUGAAAUUUGUGGAGUUUGGUUUCAUGGAGAUGCUUUGAAUCUUGGAGCUGGUGAAAUUGGAAACCUUAUUGGCUUCAAGUGCUACACAUGUCUCAAUAAGAAGCCUCCUGUAUGUCCUCAUCAUUGUUCAACUGGAAGCAACAAGGCUGAUCUGGUUUUAGAAAAUAACACCAAUACCGAAUGCGUCGUUGAAAAUUCUAAUAAAGAAUCAAACGAUUUAUUUCUUACUGUUAAUAUGGAGAAGCAGUCAUCAGAAUCCAUUUCUGCGUCAGACCAGAAAGAUAAAGAGUUCCCAUCAUCCGAGAAUAUUUUACUGCCGAAUGAUUUCGUUGACAAAAAAGGAGAGGCGUUAAAUGCUGUGGAAACCGAAGCUACCAUUCACAAUUCUGAUAUGGUCAAGAAAGACGAAUGUUUACCCUUAACACAAAACCUUGUGGAAGAUGGUUUGACAAACAAUGGACCGGAACUGGAAUCUGUAGCAGAUACAGCUCUCUCCGAUUCAACUGAAUUGUCUCCACAAACAGUUGUCGGUGUCAGGUGAUGUGCUGUGUGGUGGGAGUAGAAAACAUAGAUUAGAUUUGUUCGCUUAUUUUUCAGUUUACAAGGUAUUGUCUAACUACAGAUGUCCGAAACCUAUGUUAUGGAACCUGAAAUAUUAACUGAAAAUCAAAGUUCAUUGUGCUGAUUUUCAUGAAAUUAGAGCAGAUAGAAAAUAAUCUACUGCUGCUUUUUUCUUCACUAAUGAUAUAUCCUCCAGUUAUUUUA
Molecule: messenger RNA, 5638 nt
Organism: Erythranthe guttata (spotted monkey flower)
Lineage: Eukaryota; Viridiplantae; Streptophyta; Magnoliopsida; Lamiales; Phrymaceae
Product: DDT domain-containing protein PTM
Source: RefSeq, a predicted model, not a curated record